Messenger RNA from Haliotis rubra (blacklip abalone), 3502 nucleotides. RefSeq names its product protein F37C4.5-like. The record is from RefSeq and is a predicted model, not a curated record. NCBI's taxonomy places the organism in Eukaryota, Metazoa, Mollusca, Gastropoda, Lepetellida, Haliotidae.
CGCAUGUUUCUGUUAUAAACAAGGAGGCGUGUCACAUUUGGGUCACGAGAAUAUUCGUGCAAUGCGGAAAUACCUGGCCACGCUGUGUCCAUUUCUGUAAACAAACAGCGUGAGUCAGUGAGUGAAAAUAUCUAUUGCGAAUUCGUUAUUCCUAGUUGAAACAUUUCACGGGUUCAGUAAACUAUAGAUACGUUUCUGUAAUCGACGAUGGCAGCCGAAAAGAGUGACAAGAUAGGGGAGAAGAAUGUCUUCCUGUCACCUGAAUGUCCAGUAGAGAAGGUAACAGUGUAUUCCGACAGGGCGGAAGUGUGUCGUCAAAUCCACACCAGUGUCGUCAAAGGUGUCAAUGAGAUUGUCCUCAAACAACUGCCAGCGAGCAUCGACUCGGAUUCUAUCAGAGUUGAAGGAACAGGCCAGGCAACGAUAGCCGAGGUGACAUUCCAGAGGAAGCACACUACACCAGAUGAGGCCGACAUUUCCAGCAAGGAGAAGGAGCUGGAGACGCAGAUUGCCGACUUGAAGAAGGAGAAAGAUCAAAUUGAAGCAAGGCAGAAUGUUAUGAACAAACAAUGGAAACUGCUGGAAAACUUCGGGAACACUGUGUCCAAGUCCACAAAAAACAAGAGCACCAACCUGGACUCAGCCUACUUCCAAGGUGUGACAGACUUCCUCCAGAUGUACAAGGACCAAGGCAGCCAACUGGAGACCACCAGGCUUGAGCUGGCAGAACAGAUUGCCAAACUGGAUAAAAAGAUCGUAGCCGCCACCAACAACCUUUCAGAACUGAGAGCCAACAGAGGUCAUCAAACAGAGUCAAGAGAAUGCACCAUUGUGCUGGAGAGUGAGGGUGAACACAAGGUGUCCCUACUGGUGUCUUAUGUGGUAUCCCAGGCAUCCUGGACACCCAGCUAUGACCUGCGCAUGUUCACUGCUGAAGGUGUCCUUAAGAUCAUGUACUAUGGACAGAUAACUCAGACAACUGGCGAGGACUGGACAGAUGCUAAGUUGUUCCUAUCAACUGCCAGUCCCAGUGUCGGAGGUUCGGUACCACUAUUGGGCACUGCCGUGCUCAGUAUCGAGAGGGGGUUCAGACAUGGCAGAAGAUUUCGUUCUCUGGCAAAAGCAGGCAGUUUCUCUCGUGGGAAGAGUUACUCGCAAGAUGAAUAUGAUGACGAAGAGUAUGAGUGUGCUGCAAGUAUUGAAUCAACGCCUAGACUCAUGGGCUACACUCAGUCAAAGUCUUUCCGAAUGAAGUCACGAGGAAGAACUUUGAAUUCAGCUCCAGGGGGUAGCUUGCAUCUGCAAUCGGCAGGACUUAUUGAGGACUCGCGAGACGAAUUAUUGGAUUAUUGUGCUCCAAUGCCGUAUGUUGAAACAAAGGUGACAGAAUCUACCACCAGCACAUCCUACGAAAUUGCUCGUCAGUCAUCGAUUCCGAGUGACAACCUGCCACACAAGGUGUCUGUGGGAAUAUUUGAUGUGAAGCCCAACCUGGAAUACAUCACUCUCCCUAAGGUGGAACCAAGGGCAUAUCUCCAGGCCAGGGUCACCAACAACUCAGUGUUUACGCUGUUACCAGGUGAAACCAGCAUAUUCCUGGAUAACAGCUUUGUUGCUAAGGCUGAGAUCAAGUUGGUGUCCCCUGGGGAGGAGUUCUUGUGUUCUCUGGGUGUCGAUCCUGCGGUCAAGGUCACAUAUAAACCACUGAAGAAGUUCACGGCCUCCUCAGGCCUCAUUAGCAAGACCACCAACACAACCUACGAGCAAGUGGUCGAGAUCAAGAACACUCAUGAAUAUUCCAUCAAUAUUGUCCUGAAACUUCAACUCCCCCGUAGUAGUGAUGACAAAAUCAAGGUGACUCUGUUGGAACCCAGUCUUGAUCUGAAACACCCAGAGAAGAAUACCAACCCAAAUAUCACCAAACAGAACCAUAUUGUAUGGAAACUGGACCUUGCCAAACAGGUGACAAGGGAGAUAACUCUCAAAUACACUGUAGACCACCCACCACAACAGGAGACAAAAUUGACUGAAGCAUUUGAGAAUGAAUAAGAUGACCUAUGAUGAACCUGAAAAUUUGAAUGUGUAGGUAGUGAAUUAUAUUGCUUACAUGUAAACAUGUUGACUUCAUGACAGUAAUAUUAAUUUGUAGAUGAUUACGUCCUCGAAAUGGGAUCAAUUCACGGUCAAAUUGGAUCCCAGAUAAGUUUGCAUGUAGUUAUUCGAAUUCUGCUUUUAUUACGACCUGUCAGUAAAUUAUCCCCUGAUUAUACAGAGAUAAUGUCAAACACAUGUUGGUCCUAAAAUGAUGAAUGGAGGACUCGCACCCUCCACCAAAAUUGUGGGGCAAAAUUCCCCUUGAGACAUACCAUAAAAACAUGACAAAAUGCUAUCAAGUGCCUCUAACUUCUCUAUGUUCAAAUUUAACAUGUGUUACAUUUGACUGCUUUCUAUGUAGCAUUGUGUAUGCUAUUCAUAUAUUGAAAUUAUUAUGACAAUGACUGAAACAUUUCUAACAAAAGGCUGUUAUAAACCAAAACUUGCAAAUAUUUCUGCGAAGGUCAUCAAAUAUAAUUUAGUUAGAAUGCAUAUGGCUGUCCACAUAUAUGAUGCUGCUUUUUGAUACAUAUUCUAUAUUCGGAUUUUUAAUGUAAUGUGCCUUGCUUUUGCCAUCUACCUCAAAUCAGACCUGUGAUCUCUAAGAUUUGAUUUCUAUGUGACUACUGCGAAUGUCAAAAACAUUAACCAACUGACUUUUCACAAUGUGUACAGUUACUAUGUGAUGUGGUGUACUGUUGAUGAUUACAUCGAGGGAUGCAACUCUUGUUUUGUUUACACCUUUACAAUUAUAGUGUAAUAUGAAUAAUUACUGACCAAAUGUGAGAAUUCAUGAUGGAAAGUUCUGUGUCUAAAAUAUGAAAUAAGUCCCAGCAUAACUGGAAUAACAAAUUGUGGUAUUAAUAAGUCAAUAAGGACAGAUUUAUAGAUUGUAUCAGUUACUCCAAGACCCAAGGUGUCUGGCUUUAAGGUGUGUGGAUUACAAGGGUUUCAUUGUACAUGUUUUGUAUUAUUGUCUGACUAAGAUAUCGAGUAUUUAAGACACACUGAAUGCCACAUGUAUGAUAAGAACAUUAUGUCACAAAUUUUGUUGACCUUGUUUCACAAAAUCUCUGAAACAUAUCCCUGGUUGUUGUUUAUAUGUCAUCUGGCUUAAUACUCAUCACUAUCUUAUACUGUAUGCCAUUCACACCCUAAUCAUAGUAAAAGGUAUUGAGAUUUUAUUUUAACUUUCAGUUUGUGCAUUUGAGAAAGAUUGACAUUGUAUUUGUUAUAUAUUUCAAUAAAUAUAUUGUGGAUCUGGUGCUACCACCAAGAUUGUGCAUUAUCUUUCUUGACAGCUUGGAUGGAUGCUCAUACUGUCAACCUCAGGUUUGACUAACAGAGUAUUGGUCUCACGAACCUGUCUAAAAUAUGAAAUAAGUCCCAGCAUAACUGGAAUAGCAAA